Molecule: messenger RNA, 1509 nt
Organism: Entamoeba invadens IP1
Lineage: Eukaryota; Evosea; Mastigamoebida; Endamoebidae
Exons: 1
Coding region: 1-1509 (502 amino acids)
Source: RefSeq, a predicted model, not a curated record
AUGGCGAAGCGACCUGAGAAAUCCGAACCCAAAAAGAAGCUAACCAAAGAGGAGCAACAAAUUCAAAACAACAUCACUGACUUUACACGGAAGUCCAAAAUAAUUGAAGACAUUUUUGGCCUUAAAGAACAGAAUUGCAUCACCUAUUUUAGUUCUUCCAUAUCCAAAGAAAAGGCCUCCAAAUAUAACACAUUUUUAUAUUUAACUGAGACUGCCAUCUGUUUUCAGUAUUUUUUAAAAGAUAAAAAGACUGAACUUCCUUAUGUCAUAUACUAUGACGACAUUGACACAUUAGAGAAGACGAAGAUUAUUUCCUUGACUGAUACGAAGAAGCAGUCCUUCACUUUUGACAUCGACAAGAGUAUAUUAGACAGUGCGUUCUUCAUUAUCAGUUACUUGCGGGACUUCCCCUUCAUGCGGAUGAACAAAGAACUUGCGAAGGUCGACAUCGAUAUUUUGGACACAUCAAUCAACUUCGACAGAGACGACGAGAGUGGGGAGAACACCCUACAUCUCCAGAUGGCGGAGAGUGCCAACAAAUACGCCGAUGCUACGUUGGACCUCAAGAAGUCGACAAUCAAUAUGAUCAACCAGCAGCGCGACAUGCUUUUUGAAGCCGAAAGUGCUCUAAAUGAGACCGAUGCGUAUUUCCCUGAGAUCGAACAGAACUUAAAAUGCGUCGAGUCGUUAUCGAGCGAACUCAAAAUGCGGUACUGCAAGAAGAAAGUCGUCAAGCCAAAGCCUUUAAAGCGCCCGUUAGAGAUCCAGGCGGAAGUUUUAAUCUUCGACCCACAAGUGUUGACGGUGGAAGUCUUGGUGAUGGAGAAGGACAACGUGUACUUCCCGGCGAGUUUUAAGAUGUACGACGACACAAUUGUGAUCACAGAAAUCGUCCCAGAGGGAGUAACAAAGAAGAAAGUGUUUAUGAAGUUCAUCAACAUUGGACAGAUUUAUAAAAUCAAAAUGAUUUAUAAGCCGUUCCAUCUCGAAAUUGGAAUCGACGACUUUAAAAGGACCAAAGUGACUGUUUUCACGACACUCAUCCAAUUGAUCGUCAACGAAAUUUAUAUGAAGCACUCAAGAGUGUAUAUGACCAAAAAAGAGGGAGAAAAACUAAAGGUCAUGACUAACCCACAGCCAGUGCUUAAAGUCGAGUUCGAGGAAAACUCGAAAGGGUUCGACUUUGGAGAGUCGGCAAUUUCUGAGGUGUUUAUGGUCAGCGGGGCAGUGGAGGGUAAAGGGAAAUUCGAGUCUGAACACGCAGAGGCGCUGAAGUCAUUUACUGAUAUUAGAGAGAGAGCGAAGUACAAAAGAAUGCUCUUGACGAACUCAAAAACAGUUGAAAUUUUACAGGAAAUUACUAAGGCAAAUAAACAAAUUAUUAAACUGGAGGAGGACUUGUCACAAACUAUUGAUAGAGUACAGGAAAAGACAGACGAACAGGGAAAAAGACUCGCAGCGGCAAGUAGGCAAGUGGAUUCGGCAAAUAGAGUGUACUCGAAGAAGUAA